Messenger RNA from Acanthosepion pharaonis, 1242 nucleotides. The record is from the annotation of a GenBank genome assembly. NCBI's taxonomy places the organism in Eukaryota, Metazoa, Mollusca, Cephalopoda, Sepiida, Sepiidae.
AUGGUUUUUUCUUUCUUCCUUUCUUUCUUUCUUCCUUUCUUUCUUCCUUUAUUCCUUUCUUUCUUCCUUUCUUUCUUCCUUUCUUUCUUUCUUUCCUUCUUUCGUUGCUUGUUUCUUUCUUUCGUAUCUUAUUAUUCAUUCAAUUUUCGUCUUGUUUUUUCUUUCUUAUUUUUCAAAAUUUAUUCGAUAUCUUACGCGCUUUCUUUUACCUUUUCUUUCUUUUUCUUUAUCUUCUUUUUCUUUUCGCUUUCGACCGACUUGACUAUUCUACUUGCUUCAUUUAAUUUUCCUCUUGCUUUUUGUCCUCUGAUCUCUCUAAAUUUAUUACACCUGCUUUCAUCUUUCUUAUUUCUCCCUCUUUCUUUCUUUCUUUCUUUCUUUCUAACUCCCUUCUUUCUUCCUCUCUUUCUUUCUUUCGUUGUUUUUCUUUCUUUCUUUCUUUCUUUCUUUCUAACUCCCUUCUUUCUUCCUCUCUUUCUUUCUUUCGUUGUUUCUCUUUCUUUCUUUCUUUCUUUCUUUCUUUUUUUUUUUCUUUUUUUCUUUUAUAAUUGGCUUUGUUUAAUGUUUCCCUCUUGGUUUUUCCUUCUGAUCUCUCAUCGCUUUGUUUCUCUUUUCUUUCUAUCUUUCUUUCAUUCUUUCUUUCUUUUUCUUUCCUUCUUUUUCUUUCUAUUUUCUUUAUCUCAUCCCUCUCUUUCUUUCUUUCUUUCUUUCUUUCUUUCUUUCUUUCUUUUCUUUCCUUCUUUUUCUUUCUAUUUUCUUUAUCUCAUCCCUCUCUUUCUUUCUGUCUUUCUUUCUUUCUUUCUUUUUCUUUCCUUCUUUUUCUUUCUAUUUUCUUUAUCUCCUCCCACUCUUCCUUUCUUCUUUUCUUUCUUUUUCUUUCCUUCUUUUUCUUUCUAUUUUCUUUAUCUCAUCCCUCUCUUUCUUUCUGUCUUUCUUUCUUUCUUUCUUUCUUUUUCUUUCCUUCUUUUUCUUUCUAUUUUCUUUAUCUCCUCCCACUCUUCCUUUCUUCUUUUCUUUCUUUCUCUUUUCUUCUUUUUCAUUCUAUUUUUUAUCUCCUACCACUCUUCCUUUCUUCUUUUCUUUCUUUUCUUUCUUUCUUUUUCUUUCUAUUUUCUUUAUCUCAUCCCUCUCUUUCUUUCUUUCUUUCUUUCUUUCUUUCUUAUAUACCCUGUUUAUUUUUUUUUUCAGUUCCUUCUAUGUUCUUCAUUCAGUUUUCCCUUCCGUCCUAUUUUCUUUAUUUAA